CAUCAAUUUCAAACCCUGGCUAGUUUUCAACAUAUAUAUAUAUAUAUUAAUUAAGAUGACGGGAAAAAAUGUUUCUGAUCUUCUUUCAUCAACAUGGGAAUUAGAAGGAGACGCAAGUGAUCAACACUCAACACAAACACAUGUUGAGAAAAAACUCAAGUUAUUCGGGGUUGAGCUGCUACAUCCCCAAGCCGAGGAGAUCAGUAAAACGAGGUCAUCCGAGGGGGAAGAAAGCGUAAAUUCAUCAUCAACAACAAUAGAAAAAGAUGUUCCAACAAAGUUAAAGAGAUUCGAGUGCCGCUAUUGUUUCAAGGAGUUUGUGAACUCGCAAGCGUUAGGAGGUCACCAGAAUGCACACAAGAAAGAAAGAUUGAAGAAAAAAAGGUUGCAAUUAGAAGCAAGAAGGGAAAGAAUCAACUACUAUCUCCAACCCUAUACCCGUUAUAAUAAACAUUAUGGUCCAGAAAAUGAGCCUCGUAUUAGUUUUAGUCAGUAUGAUGAUGAUGAUCUAUUGUCGUUUAGGGACCCAUGCCAUUUUACUCUUACGCAUAUAGAUAGGAAACCCUCACCCUCUUAUCGACCACUUGAAUUAAAGCAAAACUACGUAGCUGCUGCUGCUGCUGCUGCUGCAGGUUUAGAUCUUCAAUUGACCUUGAGCUCCAACUCCAUCAUAUAAACCAUUUGCUCGAUCACCACCUCGGAUCAUGGCCAUACGCAUGUAAAUUACAUUUCUUUUUUAAUGAAGAGAUCAGAGCAUCACAAAUAUAUUUACUGGAGUAGUUUUUUUUUUUCAAUUUCUUUUCUUAUUUAUUAGUUUAUUUUUGUAUCAUGGUGGCCAACCUAUUAUUAAUUUGUAUUCUUCGAUUAGUGCAAGAAAGAUAUAUUUAUUAGCAUCAUCAA
Helianthus annuus (common sunflower) is the source of this 900-nucleotide messenger RNA. Its product is annotated as zinc finger protein 5. The transcript has a single exon. Lineage: Eukaryota; Viridiplantae; Streptophyta; Magnoliopsida; Asterales; Asteraceae. The coding region runs from base 56 to 676 and encodes 206 amino acids. Gene Ontology annotation, biological process: trichome morphogenesis; trichome differentiation; gibberellic acid mediated signaling pathway. Gene Ontology annotation, cellular component: nucleus. The record is from RefSeq and is a predicted model, not a curated record. Gene Ontology annotation, molecular function: transcription cis-regulatory region binding; DNA-binding transcription factor activity.